Messenger RNA from Hyalella azteca, 2580 nucleotides. RefSeq lists its product as uncharacterized. Lineage: Eukaryota; Metazoa; Arthropoda; Malacostraca; Amphipoda; Hyalellidae. The record is from RefSeq and is a predicted model, not a curated record. Gene Ontology annotation, molecular function: voltage-gated calcium channel activity. Gene Ontology annotation, cellular component: voltage-gated calcium channel complex.
UACGACGCACGGAAAGUGUAAACAAAAGCUUUUUCAGGAGUCAGUAGGUAGUCAAUACGUGCGAUGCUAGUAUGAGUGGCGGAGCAGAAACGAAAGAUGGUGAAUGCAGAAAUCACUAGGUCGCUAGCCACAUGCAAGUCCUUAAACUGGCAAUUGCAUGGCUGGAUCUACUCCAAGUGAAAAUGACUGACAGUGCUGGAAUGCACAGUUGCACACUGGCCUAGUAGCUCCUGUGUUGAAAUUCUAAAUACCUAUCAUGCACUGCUUUGGAACCUUAUGGUGUGAAGGUAAGGUACGAUGUACCCUACCUUCAAAACAGUUUUAACUGGUUCAACUGGAUUGUAAAUUUCAACUGCAAACAUGGCUCUACUGUGGAAAGUUGUCAUCUGUCAAGUUCUCUUCAUGUGCUUGGUUGCAGCUGAUGUACAAAAGAAGAAGAGAAUCAAGGAAUACUCCCACUCUGUUCAGUUCAAUGAAGAAAUACAAUCUGACUCGCGUUUGGGAAUUAAAAGUUCACAAGAAGACAAACAAAUGAAGUGGGGAUUGGAUGAAUACAAUGAAAAAUAUGUAGACUUCUCUCUGAGGAACGCCAGAUCAAUUUCUGUUAAAGCUGAUGACAGCGCUUCUCUUUCUCCUGAUGAAGUCAUCUCAAAUAAAUACAACACUUUUAAUGAAAAUUCAAGUGUUGUAAAUGCUGAUGGGAUCUGGCAAACUCAUCAAAAGCCUAUACCUGUGAUGGCUAUUGCUGAGCAUCUGGGCAAAGUUAUUGAGCAGAUUGCUGAAAAAGACCUGGGAGUCACGCGCUUGAAGGCUAAGUUCCAGGCUCGAAAUUUAGGCAACAAAUCUGGUGAUCAGAAUGCUACCCAGCACUUGAAUUUGCUUCAUGAGGCUCUGCAGUCACGAGUGGACAAAUAUGCAAGGCUUGUUUUGCGUAUGGUGGACGCAGCACUCAAUAAGUCUCGGCCGAACCCCUACACUCGUACCACGUACAACCCUUGUUGCCUCCUACCUCAUCAUAUUCUCAUGUAUGAUGAGAAGUUUGGAUGCAAUGUGAAUAGUGAGGUGUGGUGUGAUGCUGGCUUUGGUGAUGGCAGCGAUCCUACUCUUGUAGGCUUCUUCUCACCGCCUUCUGCAACGCUCACACGUAUGUUCCUCUCAAACGCUGCCGAAUUUCCUGAACUCAAUUGGCAGUAUUUCAUGUCCAGCUCAGGGCUGCUCACUGAAUAUCCUGCUCAUCGCCCAGCUUCAUCAUCUGUGGACGCUCUGCACCCGGACGGCGCAUCCAGUGAUUGUCAGAAUCGAGGCCGUCACCUAAGAGUGUAUGAGACCACCGUGCGGCCGCAGCCUAAGAACAUUUUACUUCUCCUCGACGUUGGUUGGUCAACAAUGCCACGCAGCCUGACAUCUUUUGUUGACGCAGCUCGUUUGAUCCUCUCAUCGCUCACGCCAAAGGACCACGUGGGAGUUCUGAGUAUCAGUGAUGUGCCGCGGUCUCCUGACGGUCGUCCAUGUCCUGACCUCCUGCAACCUGCUUCCUCGCAGCGCAUUGCCUCCAUCUUGAGAUUCCUGGAUAAACUUAACCUGGAUAAAUCCUCGCCAACGAACCACACGGCAGGUUUGGCGCGUGCGUUUGAGGCGGUGGCGCGGACGGCGGGCGACGCGCCGGUGGUGGUCGCCUACUUCACCAGCGGCGCCGUGGACGAUCGCGUCACCGCCGCCGCCACCCACCGUGCCCUCGCGCCCAUUGCUGGCCCUCUGUACCCUCGCCUCAGACUGGCCGUGCUUGCUGCUGACUUGCGCCACCUGAGAAGUCGGGAGUAUCGCGGACGACAGCAGCUGCUGCGAUGUCUGGUCGCCAUCGCCGACACGGGGCGACCGCAGCGCCCCCCCGCCCCCUCUGCCGCCGAGUGCCCCCUCUCCCUCCACCACCCCCGCACGCCGCUCGGUAAAACAGGCGUGGAGUCACACAGCCUGAACACGUCGGUUGUGUCACCGGCUGUGCUGCGUCUAUUCGACUUGCUGUACCCGGAGACUGUGCCGGGUCUAGCCGAGCAGCUGCACGCGCGCACCGCAACACAACCGCCCGCGACCGCGGCGCCGGGCCGAGUGAGCUUCGUGGCGGCGCCCCCGCCCCUCGACUACUCCACCGCCGUGCGGUUGUCCACCCCGCACUGGGACGCCCACGGGCAAGGAGUUGUGGUGUCAGUGAGUGGUGCAGUGCCGUGUGGUGUUGGUGAUGCCGCGUGUGGUGUGGUGGGGGUGGACGUCUCGUUGUCUGUGCUGCUGCAUGACAUCUUACAUCACUACACUCCGCUGGCUGGCAUCACUUCGGUGGUCUUGCAUCGAUCAGGCGAGGUGCUGUACCACCCCGUGUUCGGGGACACGGGCAGCUGGGGAUCCCCCGUGACACAUGAUGCGGGUAGUUGGGACUCGCCCGUGACCCGGGACGCGGGCAGCUGGGGCACCCCCGUGACUCGUACUGCUUUGCAGGAGCUGGAGCCCGUGAUUACUGAUGCCUUGCAGCGGCGCAUCGUCGCCCAGCCUACGGGGCACCAGACCGGCCCUCCAGACCAUACCGGG